Molecule: messenger RNA, 2434 nt
Organism: Linum trigynum
Lineage: Eukaryota; Viridiplantae; Streptophyta; Magnoliopsida; Malpighiales; Linaceae
Source: the annotation of a GenBank genome assembly
UCUUUCCGUACUGUGCGGUGAAAGGAUGAAAAAUUGAAUUGUGGGAGUGGAGAACUCUCCAUAUAUGAUUUGUAGGACAAGUUGAGAUUCAUUUAAUCAUAUUUUUAUUGUCAUGCAUGCAAUUUGAGAAAGAUUAUGACUUUGAUGCUUUUGAUUUCUUUAAAAGAUAUUUACACGUUGUUGAUGCUUUGAGAUUCAUCAACCAUCUAAAUCAAAUAGAGAAAAUUCAACACAUAAUCUUUAAUGAAUUCUUUUGGGUAAAUGCCACAUUUGGUCACUAAGAUUAUUAAAUCGUAUCAUGUUUAGUUAUUAGAAAGUUUUAAAAUAAAUUUUGGUCACUCGAAUUACUGGAACAUGUCACAUUUAGUCACUCUCACGUUAGCCUCCGUCCAACUCCGGUCACUCGAAUGACUGAAACAUGUAACAUUUAGUCACUCUAAUUACUAAAACAUGUCACAUACCUGUUCCAGUAAUUCGAGUGACCAAAAUUGAUAUUAAAUUUUUCUAGUAACUAAAAAUGACACUAUUUAGUAAUUUUAGUGACCAAAUGUGGCAAUUACCCGAACGCAAGCAAACGCUACCGUUUGACAGUAGAUGGAUCCUUUUGCCUACCACUACCAACCAGCAAAGAUGAAAUUAAAAAAAUUCCCUGCCACAAUCACAAAGUAUCUCUAACUCCGAUGGGCCUUUCCAGCAGACCCGACACUCCCGAACCAGACACCGAAUCCUCUCUCCUCCUCCAUCCAUCAGAAAAUCCGCCGCCGAUCUCCUCCAAGGUCCCAGAGGACAGUUACCACCUAGCCUACAUAAUCCACUUCACUCUCGGCUUCGGCUACCUCCUCCCAUGGAACGCCUUCAUCACCGCCGUCGAUUACUUCUCCUACAUCUACCCGGGCGUCUCCGUCGACCGGAUCUUCGCCGUCGCUUACAUGCUCGUCGGCCUCAUCUGCCUCGCCGUCAUCGUCUUCUACGCCCAUAAAUCGGACGCUUAUAUCCGGAUCAAUGCGGGUCUGAUCCUGUUCGUCGUCGUCCUCCUGGUGCCUCCGGUUCUCGACACCACUUACAUCAAGGGUCGGGUCGGGUUGUACGACGGGUUCUAUGCCACCGUCGGGGCUCUGGCUCUUACCGGGUUGGCGGAUGCUCUGGCCCAAGGUGGGCUAAUUGGGGCCGCUGGGGAGCUGCCUGAGCGAUAUACGCAGGCUGUCAUCGCUGGAACAGCUGGCUCUGGGGUCCUUGUUUCAUUUCUAAGAGUCUUCACCAAAGCUGUGUAUUCACAGGAUCCAACUGGGAUCAGAAACAGUGCAAACCUCUAUUUCAUAGUUGGGAUUGCAGUCAUGGGCAUCUGCAUUGUCUUCUACAAUGUGGCACAUAGACUCCCAAUCAUGCAGUACUAUGCUGAUUUGAAGGUUCAGGCUGUAAACAUGGAAAGAGACAAGGGUUCUAUGACGGGAGCCCAAUGGAGAUCAAGCUUGUUGGGGACAGUGGGGAGUAUCAAGUGGCACGGGGUCGGGAUCGUCCUAAUCUAUGCCGUCACCCUGGCCAUCUUUCCAGGCUACAUAACAGAGGAUGUGAAAUCCGAGGCCAUGAAGGAUUGGUAUCCAAUCCUCCUCAUAUCCUGCUUCAACGUGUUUGACCUUGUUGGCAAGUCAAUGACUGCCCUCUACAUGCUUCAGAACUGGAAGGUUGCAGUUGCUGCUUGCUUUGCCAGGCUGCUCUUCUUCCCUCUCUUUCUGGGUUGCCUGCACGGCCCUGAAUUCUUCAGAACCGAGGUCCCUGUGUCGGUGCUGACUUGCCUCUUGGGACUUACCAACGGCUAUCUGACCAGUGUGCUGAUGAUUUUAGCUCCAAAGUCUGUUCCUUUUCACCAAUCUGAGACUGCGGGGAUUGUCUCUGUCUUGUUCCUCACUCUUGGUCUGGCUAUAGGUUCCAUAAUAGCCUGGUUUUGGGUCGUCUGAUGUAUAAUCAACGCCGGCUCCGAGGCCGCUUGAAGUGUAUGCUUUAAACCAGGGGCGCAAACUGAUGUAUGGAAAUGGUGGCAGCACUUUCCUUUGUAUUCAUUCUCUUGAUUGUGUAUAAAGCAAACUAGAUCCGUCCCCAAUGCGAAAGGAAAACUGGGGUGGGAUGCGCAUGAUGAAAAACUCUGAAAAGUUCCAAUUUUUAUGUAAAUUUGAUAACCUUGUGUAGCCUACUUGGACAUCAGAAGAAAGCAAUCGCUAGCCUUUGUUUUAUUACGUGUUCGCAUGAAAUUUAAGAGCGUCGCUGGUUUAAAAGCUGGCUCUGGUUUUGAAGCUUAUAUACGCUACUUGUUAGUUCUUAAGUAAGGACGUUUACCUUCUACGAACCUAGUUAUAGUUUUUACUAGGCUUAAUUGCAAGUUUGGUCACUCGAAUUGCUACAAAAUUUCACGUUUGGGCACUAAAAUUGGUUUAUUCCA